AUGGCGUCGCGAUAUUCCGCGGCGCGUCCUCGCCGUGACGGCGAGCAAUUUGCACGGACACACCACAACGAGGACGACGACGAUGGAGUGAGCUCGAAACGGGUCAAAUUUGACGUGCGCAAUCCGUCAACUCUUGCACCUGAGUCUCGGGAGGAAGAUGCCUUUCUCGAUGCCGACGUCAUCGGUGGCACCGGCGCGACAAAGCGCGGCGCUGUCAACAUUGACGGAUACGACAGCGACUCGGACAACGAGACGUUUAACGCCCGAGCACAAGAACGCAGGCGGGGGAAGAUCGACAUCAACGAGCAGCUAGACAACUACGAUGCGCGGGGCGAUAUUCCGCAAAAACCGGAGGCGGCAGGCAGGGACGACGACGGUGAUGAAGACAUGUUUGCCGCCAGCGACGACGACGACAAGGUCAAAGAUGGGGGCGGUGAGGGCAAACUCGACGACAAUGGCGACUUUGACAAAUCAGGCCACAAGAAGAAACAAGUACACUAUAUGGAGGAUGACCAAAUCCAAGGAGAGGAAAAUUACGAAGAUGCCGGCGGUCUCAACUCUCACCUAGACAAAGACGAGAGCAGCGACGACGAGGACGACGUGGACCUGCGCGCACAGGAGGAAGAUGUGGAUGACGAGGUCGGCGCGGGUGGACUGCGGCGUAACGCCCCCAAGAUAGAAGCCUUCAACCUGAAGAACGAGAUGGAAGAAGGUCGUUUUGACCAGUCGGGCAAUUACAUCCGGCGAGCAGGUGACCCGGAUGCCGAACACGACAAGUGGCUGGACGGGACGGGCAAGAAGGAGAUACGGAAAGCAGCAGAGGCCCACAAACGGAGAGAGGCCGAGGCGCGGCAGAGGCGCAUCGACGAGGACAGCAUCCUGGUUCCCGAGCUUCUCAAGGAUCUGAUUGUCCGGCUGGAGAUGUCUGAGACCCCGCUCGAAGCACUUGCGCGACUGGGAAAGAGCCAGACCAAGACGAAGAAGGUACCCAAGUGGAAACUCAAGAAGCAAAAGGGGGGGAUGGAUGUGGAGGAUGACGGAAAGAAGAAGGAGGAGGAUCCGGAACAAGUCCGCAUCAAGGAGAAUAUCCGUGCCAUUACGGAGGCCGCAGAUAAGCUCCUCAGCCGAGACCACGGCGAUAUUUACGACCAGGAGAGGGAGGUGCUGAUCCGCGAGUAUCAGCGUGAGACGGGAGAAGAAUGGGUCGAGCCAAAAGUGGUCCACAAUGACGAUGACGACAACAACACGGGUGCAACUGCAAGCGACCCGGAUAUCUUAUGGGAGUUCAAGUGGACGGAUGGGCGUGAUGGUGGCGGGGUCCAGGGCCCGUUUGAUGGGCCGACUAUGAAGGCGUGGCAAGACGCCGGAUAUUUUGGCGAGGGAGUCGAGUUUCGGCCGGUACAAGACGGAGCGGAAUGGAGACAGGGGGCGUCGUUUGCAUGA
Molecule: messenger RNA, 1443 nt
Organism: Geosmithia morbida
Lineage: Eukaryota; Fungi; Ascomycota; Sordariomycetes; Hypocreales; Bionectriaceae
Product: CD2 antigen cytoplasmic tail-binding protein 2
Exons: 1
Coding region: 1-1443 (480 amino acids)
Cellular component (GO): U5 snRNP
Molecular function (GO): protein binding
Source: RefSeq, a predicted model, not a curated record